Molecule: messenger RNA, 969 nt
Organism: Venustampulla echinocandica
Lineage: Eukaryota; Fungi; Ascomycota; Leotiomycetes; Helotiales; Pleuroascaceae
Exons: 2
Coding region: 1-969 (322 amino acids)
Source: RefSeq, a predicted model, not a curated record
AUGCCCGGUGUCAAUGCCGGCGCAACACUUCGUUUCUCGUGCUCACAGCUGGUUGUCGACCGUCUAGAUCCCUUGUGCCCAGCGUGCAAUCCCGGAGUGGUCGGAUCCCCGCAUCUUCACCAGAUCGUGGGAGGAAAUAGCUUCAAUGCCAGCAUGGACCACGACGUCCCUUCAGGUUCGACAUGUACCAGUUGCACCCCGGCCGAAGACUUCUCCAACUACUGGACCGCUACGUUAUUCUUCCGCGCAAGGAACGGAACAUUUAAACGUGUUCAAACCCUAGGCAAUCCACUUGGAUUUGGCGCUGCCGCUGGGGGCCAGACCGUUUACUACCUCUCAAGCGGCAAGGUUACUGCUUUCAAAACAGGUUUCCGCAUGACCGUUGGAGAUCCAACCUUCCGAACUCAAGCUCAAAUCAAGCAGUAUCCCAUGCUCACCUUUACAUGUCUGCAAACUAGCACGACGAGAAGCGGCUCGACCACCAACUUUCCAACUGGUACCUGCAAGGUUGGAAUCAUGGUUAGCAUCCGAUUUCCAACUUGUUGGGAUGGUACGAACUUGGACAGCCCCAACCACCAAAGCCACGUCGCGUACCCAUCUGGCAACAGAUGCCUAUCCACUCACCCCGUCUCAAUCCCCCAAGUUUUCUAUGAGACUAUUUGGGAUACCUCGCCCUUCAACGAUAAGUCACAAUGGCCCGCGGAUGGCUCUCAACCUUUUGUCUGGUCUUUUGGUGAUAAGACGGGCUAUGGCAAUCAUGGUGACUACAUCUUCGGCUGGAAGGGUGACGCCCUCCAGAAGGCCAUGGAUGCCAACUGUAACAGCGACCUCCUUGGAAACAACAUCAACUGCCCUGUGCUGAAGUCACAGUCGCUUCAACAGGGUAAUCAAUGUACCAAGCAGCGAAUAGUCAAGGAUGAUCUCGACGGCUGGCUGACCGAGCUUCCUGGCGGCGUGAUGAUGAGUUGA